CUGAUCUAAAUGGAAUUAGUUGAGUCUGAAGCCCCUUGUGAAAGGAACAGACAUGGUACAUGGGCACAGCUUCCUUCACGUUGUUGCAAGUCUUCUCAUUCUUGGGCUAUCUGGGGCAACAAAAAGGGAUUCAACAGUGAAGAACAACUCUGGAGUCAAGCCCGUGGGCCAAUGUGGAACGUGGGUAAAAGAGCCAGAAGGAGGGCUGUUCACGUCCCCCAACUAUCCAAACAAAUACCCCCCAGAAACCGAGUGUGUUUACAUCAUUGAAGCGCCUCCAAGGCAAUGCAUUGAUCUGCAUUUCGACGACAGCUACUCAAUAGAGUCCUCAUGGGAAUGUAAAUUUGACAACAUUGAGGUCAGAGAUGGACCGUUCGGCUUCUCCCCGAUCAUGGGGCGUUAUUGUGGUCAGCACAGCCCCCCCUUCAUCAGGAGCAGUAGCCGAUAUCUCUGGAUCAAAUUUGUCUCAGAUGGAGAACUGGAGGCGAUGGGGUUUUCAGCCAACUACAACUUCACGGCAGAUCCGGAUUUUGCAGACUUGGGAGUACCUGCACCUCUACCCUUCUGUGAGUUCAACAUGGGCGGACCGGAGGGGAUCGUGGAGUCUCACCAGAUCGUGAGAGACGGCAAAGCCUUGGCUUCGGAAGCUGUGGACUGCAAAUGGUACAUCCGUGCUCCGCCACGCUCCAAGAUCUACCUGCGUUUCCUGGACUACGAGAUGGCCAACUCCAACGAGUGCAAGCGGAACUUUGUGGCGGUGUACGACGGCAGCAGCUCCGUGGAGGACCUGAAGAACAAGUUCUGCUCCACGGUGGCCAACGACGUAAUGCUGGUGUCCACGCUGGGCGUGAUCCGGAUGUGGGCUGACGAGGGCAGCCGCAGGAGUCGCUUCCGCAUCCUCUUCACCACCUACCAAGAACCUCCGUGUGAAGCGGACACGUUUUUCUGCCACAGCAACAUGUGCAUCAACAACACACUGGUGUGUAACGGGAUGCAGAACUGUGUCUAUCCCUGGGAUGAGAACCACUGCAAAGAGAAGAGGAAAGCCAACAUACUGGACAACCUGAACAACACCAACGGCACCAUCAUCGGCGUCACGUGCUGCAUCGUCCUCCUCCUCCUCAUCGUCUCCGUCAUCGUCCAGAUCAAACAGCCCAGGAAGAAGUACAUCCUGCGUCGCGAGGACUUCGACCCCACCAUGUUCCAGGAGGUCUUCGAGCCCCCCCACUAUGAGCUGUGCACCUUACGGAGCGCCACGGCCGCCACGGCCUCGGCCGACCUCGUCGACCUGGCGGAGGACUUUGAGAACUACCACGCCCUGCGGCGUUCCUCAUCCCGCUGCGUGCACGACCACCACUGUGGCUCAGCCUCAAACCCGGGCUCUGCCCACCUGUCCCAGCUGUCACUGAGCGGGCGGGGCAGCCGGGGCAACCUCAGCGCGCGCGAGGCCGCCGCCCUCCUCACAGACCUCCCCCCACAGCAGCCAAUGGCGGUGCGGCCGCUGCUCCCGGCAAGUGGCAACCGUCGCAGUAUCCUAGUGAUGAAGCACAGCUACUCGCAGGAGGCGGCGGACAACGGCUGUGACCUGGACGAUGACCUGGAUGAAGUUCCAACCACCAGCCACCGGCUAGCACGCCACGAGAAGGCAGUACAGCGGUUCUGCCUCAUUGGCUCAUUGAGCAAACAUGAAUCAGAGUACAACACAACUAGGGUCUAA
Messenger RNA from Hypomesus transpacificus, 1717 nucleotides. It is a transcript of the gene neto1l, whose product is annotated as neuropilin (NRP) and tolloid (TLL)-like 1, like. The record is from RefSeq and is a predicted model, not a curated record. The coding region runs from base 53 to 1717 and encodes 554 amino acids. Lineage: Eukaryota; Metazoa; Chordata; Actinopteri; Osmeriformes; Osmeridae. Gene Ontology annotation, molecular function: protein binding. The transcript has 10 exons.